GGUUCCUACUGAAGAUGUAAAUCUUUAAAAACACCAAGCAAAUAUAGUUUCGUUUUUUUUCAAAAGGCUCAGUAAUUUCAUAAAAGAGCUUACUGUAGUUUUUAUCAAACGUUACUCAAACAUUUUCAUUUGUUCGGUACUAUUUUCAGCAGCGGAUUAAUCCACAUUUGGUGCUCCAGUGAGUAUUUGGGGCAGCAAGACAUUAUACGUGGGAUUGAGUCCAAAUAAUCUACAGUGUUCAUGUUAAGGAAGGAGCAUGUCACCCAGUGCAACGAUGUCCCUUAGUGAUGUGUUUAUGGACAACUAUGGAGGUCUGUGCCACAGAUGAAGAAGAUGGGUCAGACCUCACUUUUUAGUCAGGUACUGAGGUGAGUACCAGAAGAUGGUGUUUGGUACUCACCCCAUUCCUUGCUGACCACCGUGUCUCACCCACUGUCCUCCGCUUCAGCUUCCUGCACAGUACAUGUUGAAGAUGCACCUCCCAGUCGCUGGUUGAACCUCUGAUUAGCCUUCUCCAUCAACAGAUGCUUUGUGUCAAAUGUCUCUGUGGCCUCAUACUUCUGAAGAAUGGUGCACAUCAUUGUGUUGCCACAACAGUGGAGGUAACGCCAAGUUGGAUGAUCAGGAACAAAAAAAUGAUCGCUUUACUUUAGGGAGUCAUGUUUCUAAUGAAAUCUUUAAAUUUGUCUUGUUCUUGUCAGCAUCAGCAUUAGAACAGAAGCCCCUUUCACACAGAUGGAUGAUUUCAGAAAGCACGCUGGCGUCUGGUGUAAUGUACAAUGCGUGCGUCAGGCAGCGACUUGCAUCCGUCCAUACCAUCCGUGUUAUAUGCUGGUUAAUGUCCUCUGCUCGGAGGUUAAGGAGCUCCCGCACUUCGUUGUCUCCCCAAUUUGCUGUCAUUCACGGUUGCUGUAGUUUAGCUGCUGACUGCUGCCUGGUGGUUGGGGCACACAAGGUGUGAUAUAAUUAAGACGUCACACCCGUUCCGUUGUGGUGGCUGUUUCUUUUCACACAAUUCAAUUCAAUUUAUUUUAUUUUUGUAUAGCCCAAAAUCAUGAAUUACAUAUUUGCCUCUGAGGGCUUUACAAUCUGUACACAUGUGACACAGGUGAGAAAGCAGAGAGACUCUGGUGAAGAAGCAGAGUUAGUAAUGAGCAUUAAUGGGACAUGAAUUCAUACAGAGAGAGAAGAGGAGAGAGGAGCUUAGUGCAUCCUGACACAGACGCCAGCCUCGGCUCUGUGACUACCUCUGCUACCUGCUCAGUAGAGGAACAACUCUGUCCCCCUAUUCUGCCUCCAAACCUUUCAUACCUGUGAGGGCUUUGCUCUGGUUUACACUGUAGAAAAUAGAGUUUUGUGUGUUUACAAUCACAAAACUCAAAAGACAGCAUGUUUGUUUAGAAAGCCCUUCUGACUGGAGGACUGCGCGAGUGUUGACUUAAGCCCACAGAAAAAGUCUGACUGAUCUUCUGUAUGUCUGUGUGUCCGUCAGUCACCUGUCUGGCUCCAGAUUCAGGGACCUCCACCACAUCUGCAGCCCCUUCAUCAAGCGAGCCUGCCUCAUCUCUGGCUAUGUGGUGAUCAUCAUGUCACUCAGGCUGUGGCUGAUGGGAGGAUCCAUGCCCCUCUUCUCUGAACAGGACAACCCCGCCUCCUUCUCACCACACCUGACUACCAGGAUUUUGACCUAUUCUUACCUGCUGUCUUUCAACGCCUGGCUGCUGCUGGCCCCCGUCGUUCUGUGUUACGACUGGCAGGUGGGCAGCAUUCCCCUGGUGGAGUCGUUGGGUGACAUGCGCCUCGUGGCUACCGCGCUGCUGGCCGUAGUGAUGGUUGCUCUCUGCCUGCGCUGCGUCUUCUCACUGCAGAGACAGGAGAGCAGACAGGUAUUGGUCGGAAUGUUGUUUCUGGUCUUCCCCUUCAUUCCUGCCAGUAACCUUUUCUUCAGGGUGGGAUUUGUUGUGGCCGAGAGGGUUCUCUACAUGCCAAGUAUGGGUUAUUGUAUCCUGGUGGCUCAUGGCCUAGGCCGGCUGUGUUCGGUGGUGGGCCGUUGGGGCACCACAGUCCUCAGUGUCUCCAUGCUGCUGCUCCUCCUGCUCUUCUCCUGGAAGACGGUCCAGCAGAACCACGUCUGGCUCUCCAGGGAGGCACUCUUCCGCUCUGGUAUCCAGACUCUGCCACACAAUGCCAAAGUCCACUACAACUACGCCAACUUCCUGAAAGACAGCGGCCGGCACCAGGAGGCCAUUCACCACUACACCACCGCUCUCAGGUUAUUCCCACGCCAUGCCAGCGCCAUGAACAAUCUGGGCACUCUGACUCGCGACCCAGAGGAGGCUGAGCGCUACUACAGGAAGGCACUGGACACCAACCCCCAGCAUAACCGAGCUCUCUUUAACCUGGGAAACCUCCUGAAGUCCCAGGGGAAGGAGAAAGAGGCUGAGACUCUACUAAAGGACUCCAUGCACUUCGGUCCACAUUUUGCUGAUGCUUACUCCAGUCUAGCAUCACUCUAUGCUGAGCAGAAACGCUUCGCUGAAGCCAGUGAAGUGUAUCUGAAGGGAAUAGAGAACUGUCCGGACAGCUCCGACCUGCAUAAUAACUAUGGAGUGUUUCUGGUGGAUACGGGUGAGUUGAACCUAGAGGCUCUCUGGCCCCUGAUAAAACUUUAAACUAGUUCUGCUGAGAUCUAAUCUGUCAGUGGGAACAGUCUGUAUGAUGUUAAUGUUAUUGAAAGUAGUGCUGGGCGGUAUACUGGUUCAACCGGCACGUCAAAGAAUACGCCCAACAUGUCAAACU
This is a messenger RNA of Anarrhichthys ocellatus (wolf-eel), 2799 nucleotides long. Its product is annotated as protein O-mannosyl-transferase TMTC1-like. The coding region runs from base 1587 to 2672 and encodes 361 amino acids. Gene Ontology annotation, molecular function: protein binding; mannosyltransferase activity. NCBI's taxonomy places the organism in Eukaryota, Metazoa, Chordata, Actinopteri, Perciformes, Anarhichadidae. The record is from RefSeq and is a predicted model, not a curated record. Gene Ontology annotation, biological process: protein O-linked glycosylation via mannose. The transcript has 9 exons.